Messenger RNA from Nicotiana tabacum (common tobacco), 1141 nucleotides. RefSeq names its product heat stress transcription factor B-3-like. Gene Ontology annotation, cellular component: nucleus. Gene Ontology annotation, molecular function: DNA-binding transcription factor activity; RNA polymerase II cis-regulatory region sequence-specific DNA binding. Lineage: Eukaryota; Viridiplantae; Streptophyta; Magnoliopsida; Solanales; Solanaceae. Gene Ontology annotation, biological process: regulation of transcription by RNA polymerase II. The record is from RefSeq and is a predicted model, not a curated record.
AAGCAUAAGGCAUAGGUGUUUCAAGCAUAUAUUGCUUCCUCUUUACAUAACUGUGAAAGGAAACAAAUUAACAAAUUGCAUUUCUCAUGAACUUCGGAGUCGUGUUGGGUUUCUACGUUUGGAGUUGGGAGUUCUUAACUGCCAAUCUUCUCUUCUCCACCCCUAUUUAAUUUCAUCAUAAUUAUUCACCGUAUUCUUCUUUUAUUUUUAGCAUUUGAAAACCUAAAUAUUAAAGAAAAAACAAAAUAAAAAAGGGUUGAAUUUAAUUCUCUAGAAUUUCAUUUCCAGGCAAUUUUCUUGGAAUUUUUUUUUCUUUGGUUAAAAGUUUUUGAAUGGGUGAACUAGACCAAUGUGAAAGUACUUUGUUAGAGUAUGUAAGGAAGUCAUCAACGCCACCUUUCCUGCUGAAAACCUACAUGAUGGUGGAGGAUCCGGCGACAGACGAUGCCAUUUCUUGGAACGCCGAUGGGACGGCAUUUAUAGUCCGGCAGCCGGCGGAAUUCGCCAGAGAUUUGCUUCCGACGCUCUUCAAACACUGCAACUUCUCCAGCUUUGUCCGGCAGCUCAAUACCUAUGGUUUUCGCAAAAUUGCAACAAGUCAGUGGGAGUUCAGCAACGACAUGUUUCGCAAGGGAGAGAAGGACUUACUAUGUGAUAUUCGUCGAAGAAAAGCAUGGACGAAAAAACAACAAACUAAUAAGCAUGGACAAAACAUUAAUGCUGCCAAUAAGAAAGAAAGAGAUGAAGAUCAAAGGUCAUCAUCAUCAACUUCAUCAUCAUCAUCUGAGUACAAUAGCCUUAUUGAUGAGAAUAAAAGGCUCAAGAUGGAGAAUGGAGUCCUAAGCUCUGAGCUCUCAACAAUAAAUAAAAAAUGCAAAGAACUCAUUGAUAUAGUGGCCAUGUUAGCAGAAAAUUCAGAGGAAGAAGAAGAAGGUCAGCAAGAUGAGAGGCCAAUGCUGUUUGGAGUGAGGUUAGAAGUUCAAGAAGAGAUGGAGAGGAAGAGAAAAAGAGCAGAGUUUACUCAAACUGUUGGUGUUUUUCUCUCUCAACUAUGCAAAUAAAUUAGCAAAAGUAAAGGUAUAAUAGAUUUCGAGCAUUGAAAUACAUGUAUGGUGAAUUUUAAGUGGACAGAGUUAUUUGA